AUGGAAGUCAUAGCCGCUAUUCAAGAUAUGGCAAGUGCAAUAAGGGAAAAUUACAACGGUAAUCAUCAAGAAGGUAAUGAAGAACGAGUUAUGAGAAUACAAGGUGAAUUUCGUAAGGCCCGAAAUCCUAUAUUCAAGGGUACCUUAGAUCCCAUGAUAGCUGAAGAAUGGUUGAGACAAAUGAAGAGAACUCUGAAUAAUCAAAAAGUGCCGGAAGAUUUGAAAGUAAUUAUCUCAUGUACGUACUUGGAAGGUGCAGCUUAUCACUGGUGGGAAUCAGUUCUUGCUACUCCAGACACUGAAAUUACAACCUGGGAUGCAUUUGAAGUUAUUUUUCUUGAAAAAUAUUUCCCAAACACAGUAAAGCAAGCCAAGGCAAAAGAGUUUAUGUUUCUAUCUAAAGGGGAAAUGACAGUAGCUGAAUACCAAGGUAGAUUUGAGGAACUGAUGCGGUUUGCUCCGGGUAUUAUUCCCAAUAAGGCUGCUAAAGCAAAGAAAUUUGAGGAAGGACUUAAUCCUGAGAUUAGGGAGAAAGUGUCGAUUCUAAAGUUAUUGAAAUAUUCGGAAGUGGUGGACCAAGCACUUAUUGCUUAA
This is a messenger RNA of Rosa rugosa (rugosa rose), 594 nucleotides long. RefSeq lists its product as uncharacterized. The transcript has a single exon. Bases 1 to 594 code for a protein of 197 amino acids. NCBI's taxonomy places the organism in Eukaryota, Viridiplantae, Streptophyta, Magnoliopsida, Rosales, Rosaceae. The record is from RefSeq and is a predicted model, not a curated record.